AUGCGCAGUACUGAACAGUUGGCCCCCACGUUGACCCCACUGGACCCUGAUUCAGACCGGCGCUUUUCACAAUACGAGUACUCUGUCCCUGGCCCUGUACAGAAUCAGCCUACUUUAAGUCGGUCACAAAGUCAACGUCAGAAAUCUUUACGUGACGGACCGACUGUCAACGUGGUCGCCCCUGAAAACUCGCGCAAAAAGGGCUUAAUUUCAUCUGUCGAGCGCAGCAUCUCUGUCAAGGGCAAAACAAUCUCCCUUCCCAUCUCACAACCUACCUCACCCGGAAUUUUAAACCCAGAGAUCCUGAACGAGUCCGACGAGUUUCCACUGCGGCAUUCCUACUCGGAGAACUCCUCACCGGUGAUCGCACCACAAUCUCCCCACCAACAAUCCCAGGCUCAGCGACCUCCCAGACCUUCCCAUCCUGCUCACGCACAAGACAACCCCGAGUGGUCGCAGCAAACCGUGCAACCACUUUAUACCAAAAUACAGCGAUCCAAUACCGACCCAACCCUGCUUGAACAGUACGUCCGACCGUCGCCUGCCGAUAGUGUCCCCGAAUCACCACGAUACGCGCCGGAACAUAUUCAUCGGGGGCAGCAUUUACCCCCUGCCCAGGACCUGGUAUUGAAUACCCGGCCCCCAUCCCAGCAGACUCACGAGCCGCUUUCCCCGUUACAGUCCGUUUAUCCUGACGCCAUGCAGUCUUCCGCGCAGGCACAAACCCAGGGUCAAUUUCACCAGUUGGACAGACAGAGAUCCGCAGGUUCGCCAAAACAGGAACGGAGUCAACAAGAUCGGAGUCAGCAGGAUCGGAGUCGGCAGGGUAGUGUGUCAAACAACAUGCCUGAUCCCGGACGGAGCACACCCACCAAUACACACCGCCGCGAGGAUUCCGGAGAAGUGGACGUGCGGGCAUUGAUCCAGAAGCACGAUGAACUCCAGGCCAAGUAUUCCAAGGUGAAACGAUACUACUUUGAGAAAGAUGCGCAGGUUCAGCAUCUCCAGAACACGGUAGCGCACCAACGGAUGGCGGUGUCGCGUACCGUACUUGACGAUAAUGAAUACACCAGCCGAUUCCAGCGACUCGAUGGAGCGAUUAAAGAUCUGGCAUUCUCCGUGCGCAAAGACUGGCGCUGUAUUCCAUCGUGGCUGAAUGGAAUGGUCACCGACGAUGCUUUAGCGGUCGGCACGAAAGAAAUGACCGCGGUCGGCCGGGCGGUAAUCAGCCGAUGGCUAGUAGAAGAAGUAUUCCAGCGUUAUUUCCAUCCAUCCUUGGAUCCGACAUUCAGUGUGCAACUGAAGAAUAUCGAAAUGAACCUGCGACGGCAGCGACCGUCAUCCGAUGAAGACCGCGAGAAUGCCUCCGCCAGACUCUCCUACUGGCGUCGCACGACCUUCGACGGAUUGACUGAUUCCUUAGUUGGACCUGAGGCCGAAGAACAUCGCAUUGACCUAGUCGAGACUCUAAUCGUGGAACUCGCUACCUUUAUGGGAUCCCAGCUUCACGAAAUCGCGCUUCCGGGGCUAGAAGCAAGCGUGCGAAUGAUCAUUGAGAACUCAAUCAACAUCAUCGAAAAAAUCCCUCUCGAAGCCCGUGAUGUCUGUGUCGAUUACUUCCCACCGGGCAUCUCCCUCGCCGAGCAAUACAUGAAGGUCGAAGGCCAAUUACCCACACUGAGCCACCCGCCCCCACCACCCUCAGACCAAGAGCAGAUAGAGGAGCCUACCGCGACAGAGGGAGAUGCCUCAUCCGGCUCAACCGUGGGAGCGAUGGAAAGCGCCUCACAGACACAGCAAAAGCCCUCGAAGAAGUCCAUAUUUGGCGGGUUGAUAAGCCGCAAGCAUGCCGUCAGCGAGAACAGUCGUCCGGCGCCGGCGCCCGGACCGACCGAAGAAAAGAAUGAGCCUGUAGAGGUGACUCCGAGCAGCCCGCACAUUCGGUUCGCAGCGUUCUUGGCCGUGGAAGUACGCGGCAAGGGCCCUGCAACGGUGCUGAUCAAGUCGCCCGUGUGGCUGGUGGAAUAA
Molecule: messenger RNA, 2028 nt
Organism: Penicillium concentricum
Lineage: Eukaryota; Fungi; Ascomycota; Eurotiomycetes; Eurotiales; Aspergillaceae
Exons: 2
Coding region: 1-2028 (675 amino acids)
Source: RefSeq, a predicted model, not a curated record